UAGUGAACUUAAGUCUCCUCUAGCCCCCAGACGUCUCCUCUCUAUGCCUUUGAAGAAGGAAUUUCCUGUAAGGACUCCAUUUUGUUCACUAACAAAGUGGCUUGGGACUUGCUGUCACCUUCCUUGGCUGCCCUCCUCAAACUUCUGCAACCCCCCAGCUCCAGACCACAAAGAUUCUCCUGUGAGGACAUUGGUGAAAGGUCACUGCCUUCAGGACACACCAUGGAACACAGUGAUGGUAACAGCUCUCCUCAAGGAGAAAAUAAAGGCAGAGAUUCUUCCCAGGAUAAUUUUGGAAACGAGAACCUUCAUGAUGAACACGAUGGGUAUGAGCUCCCACCUCCCCACCUUCAGGAGGAUGAUGAAAAUGUGGAGGUGAGGGAUGUCCACGAGGACCCCCAAGUAAGAAACAACCCCUGUACCUUACAACCCAAUAGUAGGACUGUGAAAUGCCAUAGUGAAUACCAAGAUAAAAUUUCUCCAGAGAGAGAAGUGGAGAAGAACACAGAGAAUGGAGACCCGGGGACCUGGUUCAAGGUCACAAUUCCUUGUGGGAUAAAGUAUGAUAAGACAUGGAUAGUGAAUUCAAUCCAGAGUCAUUGCAAUGUCGCCUUCACUCCAGUCAAUUUCCACUACAACAAAAAUCGGGCCCACUUCUUUGUCCAGGAUGUUCAUGCUGCCUGUGCAUUAAAGAAAGUCAACUGUAAGAUUCAUGAUGAGGAAAACCAAAAGGUAUUUGUUUUUGUCGAUCUUUCUACUGACCCCAGGUCUAUGCAGAAAAAGAUGAAACCAAAAGUGAUGACACAGCUAAAGCUGACCAUGAAGAAACGAUAUGAUGUCUCCCAGCAAGCUCUUGAUCUCCAGAGUUUCUGCUUUGACCCAGACUUGGUGAAACAUCAUUUUGAUAUAAGCCUGAAUAGAAGAAACGACAUGACUGCCAUUCUGAAGAUCAUUUCAACAAAUUUUCCUGAGCUACUGUCUUUGAACUUGUGCAACAACAAACUGUACCAGCUGGAUAGCCUGUCUGACAUUACAGAGAAGGCCCCCAAAGUCAAGAUCCUGAACCUCUCCAAAAAUGAGCUGAAGUCGGUGUGGGAGUUGGACAAGGUGAAAGGGCUGAAGCUUGAAGAGCUGUGGCUAGAAGAGAACCCCUUAUGCAGCACCUUCUCUGACCAGUCCACCUAUGUAAGUACCAUCCUGGAAUGUUUCCCAGAGUUGUUACGCCUGGAUGGCCAGGAUUUAGCAUCUCCAAUUAUAAUGGGCAUUGAAGCCCCUGAGAUAAUAAAACCUUGUAAGGAAAGCUAUAAAGGAUCUGAGAUCAUAAAGAAUCUGAUACUUCAGUUCCUGCUUCAGUAUUACUUGAUCUAUGACUCUGAAGAUAGAAAGGGUCUCCUUAGUGUUUACCAUGACAAGGCCUGCUUCUCCCUGAGCAUUCCCCUCAACCCUGAGGACCCAGCACCAAGCAACUUGGAAAAGUACUUAAAGGACAGCAGGAAUAUAAAGAAUAUCAAGGACUCUCGCCUGAGGGUUCAGCUGCUGAAGCACACAAAACAUGAGAUUGUGGACUCCCUCAGUGUAUUGCCCAGAACUCAGCAUGACCUUAACUCCUAUGUGGUAGACUUGUGCAUCCAGACGGAAAGGAUGCUCUUCUUUUCUGUCAAUGGAGUAUUUAAGGAAGUGGAAGGAGAGUCUCCAGGUUCUGUUCUUGCCUUCACCCGAACCUUCAUCUUGACUUCUUUCAGCAAUUCCAAUCUGUAUAUUGUGAAUGACGAGCUGAUACUGAGGAAUGCCAGCAUGAAAGAGACCCAGAGUGCCUUCUCCAUCCCAUUGCCUGCACCCUUCUCCAGCUCCUUGCCCACCCUCUCCCAGGAGAAGCAAGAAACGAUGCAUACUGUCUCCACCCAGUCUGGGAUGAACCUUGAGCAGUCUCAGAAGUGUCUUCAGGACAGUGAGUAGAACUACACCAAAGCUGACCAGGUUUUCACUAUGAUCCAGGCCAAGAGCAAGAUCCCAGUAGAAGUCCUCAAGCAAAUCCGCUAAAAGGAGCCCUUUGAUGUCUUCUUUGUCUUCAUUGACAUCUGCUUUGUUUCCUUUUUUCACCAGCCUAAGACCAUGCCCAGGAUUGGGGUUGGAGGCCUGGCCGACCAGAAUGCCAAAGUUAACUUGCCGGGCGAGUGACAUAACAACUCAAAGAGCCAGUUUUUCUGUGUAUUCACCCCACUCAUGAUCACCAUUAUUUUCAUAAUAAAGAGUUACAUGUUG
Callithrix jacchus (white-tufted-ear marmoset) is the source of this 2262-nucleotide messenger RNA. Its product is annotated as nuclear RNA export factor 2-like. The record is from RefSeq and is a predicted model, not a curated record. Gene Ontology annotation, molecular function: RNA binding; protein binding. Lineage: Eukaryota; Metazoa; Chordata; Mammalia; Primates; Cebidae. Gene Ontology annotation, cellular component: nucleus; cytoplasm. Gene Ontology annotation, biological process: poly(A)+ mRNA export from nucleus.